AUGGCCCUCAGGCAAGUGAACUUUGGAGGCUCUGGAAAAGGGAAAGGCUGGGCAAAUCGAAUGCCUAAUAAGGCUUGCUUCCAGUGUGGGAUCAGCUUGCAUCCCGUGGCAUACCUCAGUAAGGAAAUUGAUGUAGUGGUAAAAGGUUGGCCUCAUUGUUUAUGGGUAGUGGCGGCAGUAGCAGUCCUAGUAUCUGAAGCAGUUAAAAUAAUACAGGGAAGAGAUCUUACUGUGUGGACAUCUCAUGAUAUAAAUGGCAUACUCACUGCUAAAGGAGACUUGUGGCUGUCAGACAACUUUUUGCUUAAAUAUCAGCCUCUAUUACUUGAAGGGCCAGUGCUGCGACUGUGCACUUGUGCAACUCUUAACCCAGCCACAGUUCUUCCAGACAAUGAAGAAAAGAUAGAACAUAACUGUCAACAGGUGAUUGCUCAAACCUACGCCACUCAAGGGGACCUUCCAGAGGUUCCCUUGACUGAUCCCGACCUCAACUUGUAUACUGAUGGAAGUUCCUUUGUAGAAAAAGGACUUCGAAAAGCAGGGUAUGCAGUGGUCAGUAAUAAUGAAAUACUUGAAAGUAAUCCCCUCACUCCAGGAACUAGCGCUCAGCUGGCAAAACUAAUAGCCCUCACUUUGGCACUAAAAUUAGGAGAAGGAAAAAGGGUAAAUAUAUAUACACACUCUAAGUAUGCUUACCUAGUCCUCCAUGCCCACGCAGCAAUAUGGAGAGAAAGGAAAUUCCUAACUUCCGAGGGAACACCUAUCAAACAUCAGGAAGCCACUAGGAGAUUAUUAUUGGCUGUACAGAAACCCAAAGAGGUGGCAGUCUUACACUGCCAGGGUCAUCAGAAAGGAAAGGAAAAGGAAAUAGAAGGGAACCGCCAAGCAGAUAUUGAAGCCAAAAGAGCCACAAAGCAGGACCCUUCAUUAAAAAUGCUUAUAGAAGGACCCCUAGUAUGGGGUAAUCCUCUCUGGGAAACCAAGCCCCAGUACUCAACAGGAGAAAUAGAAUAGGGAACCUCAUGAGGACGUAGUUUCCUCCUCUCAGGAUGGCUAGCCAACGAAGAAGGAAAAAUACUUUUGCCUGCAGCUAACCAAUGAAAAUUACUUAAAAUCCUUCACCAAACCUUUCACUUAGGCAUUGAUAGCACCCAUUAGAUGGCCAAAUUAUUGUUUACUGGACCAGGCCUUUUUAAAACUGUCAAGCAGAUAGUCAGGGCCUGUAAAGUGUGCCAAAGAAAUAAUCCCCUACACUGCAGGCCAUACAUUUGAAUCCCUGUCUCUUUAACCUCUUUGUUAAGUUUGUCUCUU
Messenger RNA from Pan troglodytes (chimpanzee), 1311 nucleotides. RefSeq lists its product as uncharacterized. The record is from RefSeq and is a predicted model, not a curated record. The coding region runs from base 1 to 1014 and encodes 337 amino acids. The transcript has 2 exons. Gene Ontology annotation, molecular function: RNA-DNA hybrid ribonuclease activity; nucleic acid binding. NCBI's taxonomy places the organism in Eukaryota, Metazoa, Chordata, Mammalia, Primates, Hominidae.